Molecule: messenger RNA, 558 nt
Organism: Aspergillus neoniger CBS 115656
Lineage: Eukaryota; Fungi; Ascomycota; Eurotiomycetes; Eurotiales; Aspergillaceae
Exons: 5
Coding region: 1-558 (185 amino acids)
Source: RefSeq, a predicted model, not a curated record
AUGAAGGAUUUGGUGAUAUGCCGCAAGAUCAAUGAAGGAGCAGAUGACAACGGGGAUGCCUCUGAGUUGUACACCGCCAUACCGAUCAACGUCCUACCAGCAGUGAGGAACCGCGUGGAUAUGACACUUCCGAUGCGUGAUCUUACAGAAGACAUGUUUUUUGCUGGUUACCCGACGGCUGGAGACUCCGGGCUGCAAUCCCCGAGCAUUACGGAUGGUCGUUUGAUAUUGCACCGUGAAGACCAAGCAGCAUUAUCUGCUGAUAUCCGAGCCCAGGGAUACUACUGUUUGGAAAGCGGGGGAGCAGCCCUGUUUGUUGCAGGGACUGCAUUGGACUGCCUCCCCGCGGCAAGCAGUGCGUCGAAUCGGAUGCGCAAUGAAUUGCUGCCGACGACCGCAAAGCGACGCACUGAGGCACGGUGCAUUGCCUUAGUAACUGGCGUCUUGCCGCAAUUGACACGUACUAUCCUUGCACAAUGCCACUCUAGACACAAUAGAAGGCUUGUGGUUAAACGCAGUAACAGGCUAGGUCCAUCAAGAGUGAGCAUAACUGUCUGA